AUGAACGUGUUCUAUAACCAAGAUUUGGCAAGACUCGUCCUCGACUCUCACAUCGCAAGGGCAAGCCAAGAGGAUGGCCAGCCAAUGCUAUUGGCCGAUGCUGAUCCCAAUUCACUUUCAGUUGUUCAGUUUGAGAACCCCUCCACCUAUCGGUUAACGCAAAGAGACGAUCCAGAAAGCGAAACCUAUUUCAAGGUUAUCGGUGUUCUUUGCUCGAAGGUGCUGCCCCCUUUUCAAACAACACCGAAAAUUCGAACUUUGCAACAUUUGCGCAAUCUUCGCCAAUUUGUGAAGGUCACAGGCCUUGGAUCGACUUCUUUCAGCCUUGCUGGGGGUGCGAUGGAGUCCGUGGUGGAGCUGUUUAAACAGGCUCUUGGAUCCGACGCACUCGUUGGGACGGAGGAAAAGCUUUACGAGGGGGAUUUGGCGUUGGACUUUCAUGCUCGCUACUUCACUGAUCGAGAGGUCGCUCCUCAAGAGAAACACAUACCAUUUGACGACCUUGUGGAUCCACAGCAAAUUUUGGAAACACUCAGAGGCACACGUUUCAUUCACGGUCCUGACAAUCGCGUAGAGUACUGCGUAAAGAGAGUCGAUCCCGACGGAAAAACUAGAUAUGAACCCGUCGAUCCCGCUUCAAUCAAAGAAGGCGAUAUAGUUGAAGUCACACUUGCGUUUAUGUGUGUUCCCAUCAAGGAAAACCGGUAUCGCUUCCUUCCAACUCUUCGCGCUGUUACACUUCUGGAGUCCAGAGUGAGGAAGGAAUCUGAAGCAGCCCGAGAUCAGGGGCGGUUUGAGGUCUUGAAGCGAAUCGUCGAACACGCCGGCAUUUUUGACUUACUGUCCUUGUCUGGUACCAGUCGCAAGGUUCGCUUGCUGGCAAGGAACGAGGUCGAUCGCCGCGUUAUCGAAUUGAUGGAGUUAUUCUCCCUGAAUGCCCAUACGACACUCCUACUCCUUCGUGAUACAAAGGCUUACAUCUCAGGGUCCGCCGUGCUCUCCAUUAUUGACCCAGGAAUGUUCACACCGGGAGAUCUCGACUUCUACGUUCCCAUGGCCCACGCGCAUAAGCUAUGGAUGUUCCUUUGGCGAAGGCAUCACCACGGCUGGCACCAGCUCAUCGGGGAUCGUGAUUUUCAACGUGCUGGGUUACCCAUACCUGACCCCGAUGAUUACUGCGGCAUCCCGGGGAUCGCAACAGUAUGGUACUUCAAGCACAGAGAUACAGGAAAGGUUAUCAACGUCAUCAUCACCCGCACGAGCUCAGCACUACCGGCCAUCAUUCGGUUCCACUCCACUAUCGUUAUGAAUGUCAUCACGUAUUUCGGAGUGGGCGAGUACUACGGCUAUCACGCUCAUGCGCGGACCAAAGUUAGUAGGCCCCUUGGAGCCAUCAAGGGCUUGCAAAAAGGUGAACUUAAAGUGGCCGUCGGUGGCAAGGGGAACGUGAAUGGCCAGCGCGCUAAGUCCGCAAUUGAUGAUCUACAACGCUAUACAUUUGAACUAGCCGUCGGGCGGGGCGAGCUUCAGAGGCGUGUUCUUUCGCUGGAGGCCAUGAUUGAGGAUAUGGCUAGUAUUAUUUAUGGGGUCCGUGUAUCGAAGAAGGAAUCGGCUGAAACGGGUAUGGAGAGGCUGGAAAGGAUGAUGGAGGCGAGACGGGGGGAUGUUUGGAUGGACAUGCCAGAGACCUGCUACGGCGACUUUAGUGUUUAG
Coprinopsis cinerea okayama7#130 is the source of this 1713-nucleotide messenger RNA. RefSeq lists its product as hypothetical. The transcript is spliced from 11 exons. The coding region runs from base 1 to 1713 and encodes 570 amino acids. Lineage: Eukaryota; Fungi; Basidiomycota; Agaricomycetes; Agaricales; Psathyrellaceae. The record is from RefSeq and is a predicted model, not a curated record.